This is a messenger RNA of Macrobrachium nipponense, 7160 nucleotides long. RefSeq lists its product as uncharacterized. Bases 16 to 2865 code for a protein of 949 amino acids. Gene Ontology annotation, biological process: cell fate commitment; regulation of transcription by RNA polymerase II. Lineage: Eukaryota; Metazoa; Arthropoda; Malacostraca; Decapoda; Palaemonidae. The transcript is spliced from 9 exons. Gene Ontology annotation, molecular function: DNA-binding transcription factor activity, RNA polymerase II-specific; RNA polymerase II cis-regulatory region sequence-specific DNA binding. The record is from RefSeq and is a predicted model, not a curated record. Gene Ontology annotation, cellular component: nucleus.
ACCCCCGAGCGGCCGAUGGUGGUGGCGGUAAGGGCGGAUUUGCUCAGUGCAGCUACCUGGGGGUGUCUGCAGCACUAUGGCUAUCUCGCCAUUUCACUAUCAACGAUUUCGCUCGUUUCUCCUUCUGGUCAACACGUACGCGACCUUGAGUUGGCGAGGAAUCUCUUGGGGUCACCUGGCAUCAUCCCCAUUGUUCUGAAAUGCGCCGGAGACUUCGUCAGACUGACGAUGUCGUCGAAGCGAAAGUCGCUACCGACGAAGGUCUUAGAUUCCUACAGUGACGCCAGGGAGAUGCUGGUGGAAGACGCACCUCCUCUUGUAUCUACAACCGCCGGCGACUCCGACAAUUCUGCUGCCGGUUCCGAAUUCAGCUACAGCGGCUGUGACGACGCAACUAUCGGCAUGUCUCCUGCAAGGUGGUCCGAUUCGGAAGCGGCGGCCACCGCGGCAGCAGGUGAGGCUAAGAGAAGCCGGCGUGAGAGUUCCGCCGAUUCUGAAGAUCUUGCCCAACAUUUGCACCCGUUUGCCAACCCAUUCUUCCAGGCGAGGUUACAAGAAGCAAGACUUCAGCAAGAACACGCGCGGCUUAUACAUGAAGCAGCAGCAGCUAGGCACGAACAACAACAGCAACAACAACAACAGCAGCAGCAGCAGCAACAACAACAACAGCAGCAACUGCAGCAUCAUCUUCAACAGCAGCAGCAGCAGCAUCUACAGCAACACCUCCAACAACAACAACAACAACAACAACAGCACCAGCAAAGGGCUUCCCUGUCGCCCCUGUCGGAGGCGGAAAGAGGAGGACUUCUGGCUAACGCUGCAAGAAAGUCAAUGGACGAUGUCCUCAAGAGACUGACCUCCAAGAUGAGCCACAGUACGAUCGAUGACGCCGAGAGAAGCAAACGAGAACGAGAAAAUAACAAACCACCUGAAGUCCGGACAGCUUCCCCAAGCUCCCCAGUAACAAGUAGUGGUGGUGGAGGAGGUCCACUCGGGGACCCUCUCGCCUCCAUGAGCCAGCUCCUGACGGCAGAUCCGGAGGCCCUUCAGAACCAGGAGAAACGGAUUACCGAAAUCAUAAGUCAGCUUCAGAAGCUGAGAGAUUCUAUCAGGCAGCAGCAACCACAAGAGCCACAACAUGAUAAGGUGGCUAGUGAACAGGAAGCUGCAUUACAAAUGCAGCAAGAAGCUCUAAGGAGACAUCAGGAGACGCUCCAACUUCUACAGCAUCAUAACACCCUCAAGACAAUACAGAGCCAACUCUACGGACAGUACGGUGCCAAUAAAGGCUUGGGGGGACUGCAGCCCCCUCACAACCUAAUGUUUUUGCCUCUUUUGGAGGGUUUGCGAGGAGGAAGCCACGGAGCUCCACCAGCGCCUCCCGCUUUACCCCCUAUUUCCCCGCCACAUGAAGCGGCCAUUACGAAAUUACCUCCAGUAUCAGUAUCAGCAUCGGUACCAGCCUGGAUGUCGGCAUCUGCUCAGCUAGCGCAGCUCUCCCAAAACUCCUCCCACACAACCCAUACGCCAGCUCAGGCGCCCACUUCAGGUCACGAACAACACGAAGAGAAGCCCCUGAACCUUACAAAACCCAAAGAAGCCAGCCCAAAGCCAAGUGAUUUGACGGGACUGUCCCCUCCCAAGGGCCCAGGACUACCUCCGGCUUUGGUUCCUCACUCCUUCUUGCCGUACAUGACUCCCCCAUUUCCAGGCAUACCAGAUCACAAGGAUAUCCUUGGAGGCUUAGGACAGAGCCUAGGACAAGGGCUCGGGCAGAGUUUAGGUCAAGGUCUUGGACAAAGCUUGGGACAGAAUCUAGGGCAAGGUCUCGGCUCUUUGCCUUCUCCCACCAUGGGCGGAGGACUCCCAGGCAAGCAUUACCCUCCACCAGCCUUUCCCCCAAUGUACCUUCCACCUUCUUCAAUACCUUCCUCUUUGCCCCCACACCUGACCCCCAUCGGGGGAGGGCUAUCUCUUCCUAAUGCCACACCCCUCACCUCCCUCACUUCCCUAGGUGGAAGUGUCGGUUGUAUCACCUCGGUUACUCCUUCAUCACCACACACCACACAAGACAAACAAAAAGAGGAGGAUUACGUUACCACCUGCCAGACAGCGAAGAUGUUCGGUGCAAAAAUCAUCCGUCAAACACGCAAAGAAGGAGAUCAAAAGCCCCAUAUCAAGCGGCCUAUGAAUGCUUUCAUGGUAUGGGCUAGAGACGAGAGACGUAAGAUCCUCAAAGCAUGCCCGGAUAUGCACAACUCCUCCAUCUCAAAGAUUCUCGGCUCUAGGUGGAAGUCCAUGUCAAACUCAGAAAAGCAGCCCUACUAUGAAGAGCAGUCACGGCUUUCCAAGUUACACAUGGAGAAACAUCCUGAUUACCGCUACAGACCACGUCCUAAACGAACUUGCAUUGUAGAUGGGAAGAAAAUGCGUAUUUCAGAGUACAAAGCUCUAAUGAGGCAGAAAAGAGAUGAAAUGCGCACAAUGUACUUCAGAGACAAUGGCCUUUCUGAUCUUGCUAAAUUGCUUCCCCCCGGAAGUGACCCAUUAAAGAGUGACUUCAUGAAAUCCAGCCUUUUCAAGGAUGACCUCCUGAAGAAAGACUUGCUUAGCGCUGAUAUGCUUAGUGUCGAUUCUCACGGUGACCCGCCUUCCAGUCGCAGUGGUGACCUUCCUUCUGUAACGACACCAACCUCGGAGUUCAGUCUUGACGGAUCUGCGUCACCUUCCCCGGGAGCUCCAGCUUCAUCAACUUCAGACCUAGAAGAUCACAUGGACGAAGAUUAUACCUCUUCCACGGACCUCACAGGGCAUGAUGAAUCCAAAGAGAGCCAGCCGCUAACAAUAGAUGAGCGGCUGGCGUGAAAUUUCUCUUAUGCAUGCCCAAGAAAUUCGAACGCCGCCAUCUAUGAACAACAAUUGCUUGGGCAUCUAUCAUCAGCUUCUUUGGACUUUACGACCCUCCCCGCAGUUCCUCCACAUACACAGCAAACGCCCUUUCCUUAUUAUUAUAGUGGAAAUUUUCCAAAAGACCCUUUCCACCUUUCUCUUGAAGCAAUAGGCCGUAUCAAUAAUAUAUAAAUAUUCCCGUGUGUUGCUCGAAGCCAGUAAGUAUACUGAUCUGCAAAUAAGACAUGAAGGAAGCUUCCUUUACACACAGAGGCUAAUUUCCUUUGAAAAUAUACGGGAGAACCUGCAAGUACCAAAUCUGUGAGUCGAGGUUACCUCUGGAGAACCCUCUCGGGAUAAAAUUAAAUCUCAAAGGAAGGGAUAUAUAUGGUGAAAUCAAGUGGACACUGUUAAGACAAGUGGCACAUCAAAAGUUAUAUAUAUUAUCCUCGGUGAACUAUACUUUGUGCAUAGAAUAUAUAUAAACUUACAUAAUACGAAAAGGAGACUUGUAUAGUAUCGCGGAUUUUGUGUGUGUGUGAUUGUGUGGAUUCAAUAUCUACAGGAGUAGCAAGUGAUCUCCUCUUUAUUGCAAAAACUUGUGUACCAAAAUAACUAGGAAGAUAAUUCCUCCAAUGGAGAGUUUCUUUCUAGGAAUGAGACUUGAAUGACGCUUAUAAUACAAUUCAAUUCUGUUUAACUAGAACGAGAACGCCUGCAUUCAAACGUUUUUUCAAGUGUUUUGUUCAUUCUCCUGUAAGAGAAAAUGGUUACAGGUGUACCUCUUGUAGAUCACCCUGCGUUUGAAUCUCUUUGAAAGGAUAUUAGUCUUGUUCAGGACAUUUUGUUCCUAAUACUAUUUUGAAUCUGAUGUAAAUAAAAGGAGGGUUUCAGUAGCAAAAAUACCUAGAAAAUCCGAACUGAAAUAUACAAUUUGAGCCAAUGGCGAUGGAUCUCUUGGCACAAAAGUUUUAAGGUGAGACGUCAAUAAUUUUAUAUUUUUCUUUCAUAGCCCAAGAAUCUUUACAUAGUCUCGUGUCUGCGCUAAUUAACUCAUUUUCUCGUAUUUGGAUGGUUAAGCGCAGGUAAAACCUGUUAUGCAGUUGGUGUUUCUUAUAUUUUGGAUAGGUAAUACAUCCUUAAAGCUACCAAAUAUUGACCCUCUUGAUGCGAUAUUUGACUUGAACUUCAUUCAUGUCGAGGUUUUAUUAAAACAGAACAAACACUCCGUGUUUGCUUUCUUUUUCUUCUCGUUUAUUUCACAAGGGAAAGUCCUUUUCCCCUUUUCAAUAGAAUUCCAUAAGCCUUAUUUACUAGCUUUGUGAAGUCACGGUGAACGCUUGUACAUAAUGAAUGCGAUCUGACGAUUGGUUGGUAACCAUGACGGAAACCGUGACAUCAUUCUGACAAGGGGAUGCAAUUGGUUUUUGGAUGAAAGCCAAGCGUGACUCAAGGUGCCUCCGUAUCUUUUUGCAAAGUGCCAGGUUAACUGGUAGGAAGGGCCACCACUCAAGAGUUUCGAGUCUUAUAUUAACAUCAUUAAACUUCAACAUUAACACUCUUUAAAUAUGAAGUACAAAAAAAUAUUAGUUAUACAUUUAAACUAGGGCCUGUAAUUCCACGAAUGUUUGUUAAGAGAUUUAAUGUUUUCUGAAUAUCAAUUUCUUUUCACUUUUCUCUUUCCGAACUAAAACAUCCACUAUGACCAUGUUUGCAAAUAAAUGUGUUAGACAAACACACAAGACAAACUUACUGAGUACACAUUUGGUUCUUAUCCAAGACUAGUUUAUCUCUAACCAAAGUUAUUCUUGCUAGAAAGUUAUUGUGCCCUAACUGAUUUAUGCUGAAAGAGUGAGUUAUUAUGUCGUGGUCUAACAAAGGAGUGUACCCACAUUAAAGUUUUGUAUACUCGUGGAAAAACGAACUGUGUAUAAAUUGUUACGUUUUCUAUUCUUCAACAAGGAAAGUUGUGCAAAAUCCAGAAAAUUUCUAGUUUGUUUCUGGUUCAUUUUUAUGCAAACUGAAACGAGGUAUCAAAAAUACUAAUUUUUCUCAUAUUUUGAAAAUUGUACUUUUGAGGAACACCGAUCACGGCAAGGAUGUGAAUACAUUUAAUAAUUUGUUCACGUAACGUUUACCUCUGUGAUAUAAGUAUGCCAAAUUAGCCAACUGGUGACUUGAGUUGUAAAUAAUGGAUACUGUUGUAUUUUUUACUUUAAAACAUUUGAGUGCACUCCACGACUUUUUUUUUUUUAACAGUAAAAGAAAAUCACACCAAAUAUAUUGUGCUCUUUCGGGGUGCUUCCGUUAUGGGCUAAUGUAAAAUAUAGUAGGGAUCCGCUAUAUAGAUGUAAUAUAUAUAAAUAAAUAUAUAUGUAAUAUGUGUUUAGGGGGGUUAAUUCACAUGACAGUUUUUAUGCACGUGUUCCCACUCCCUCUCUCGAUUUCCAUACCCCCUGCUGUCACCUCCCCUCUUCCUCUACUUAUAACAAUCUCUCUCUCUCUCUCUCUCUCUCUCUCUCUCUCUCUCUCUCUCUCUCUCUCUCGUAAAAACUUUCUGUUAAACUUGGUAUAUGCAUUUUAUUAGGUGAAAACCGCUGUUCUACGAUAGCUGUUACAAAAUCAUUCAGAAAAUUCAAAUUCAUCAUGCACGUUAUAUAGAACCACGCCAAUCACUCUUUAAUGAUUUAAUAUUGAAUCCUUUAAUAUCCACUAAAAUACGCGCUAAAGAUACAUUACACCCUUAAAAUUUUAGUAAUAUUAGUUCAGCAAAACUAUUCUUUUGUUAAAAUUCCUGAGGAUAAAAUUUUCACCUGGUUUAGUGCACAAUCUUCUCUACUCUGACUGUGCUAACCUUAUCCUGUCCCUCCUCUUUUGACACUUGUAAUAAUGCUAAGUCCAAAAAUGGCAAGCAGAAUUUACAAGAAGAAUUAAUAAUUUGCAAGUUGUAUUCAUUCUAGAUAAAUGUUCCAGUACAGACACGCAGCUCUGCUCUGCUGUUAGUUUUUAUUUGUAUAUUAUAAUUAUUAUUGUUGUUAUCACCACUCUCUUUGUUGCACACUAUGAAGAAUAUGUAAAUAAUUAUGUUUCUUAUACCAUUCUGCACAAGACUCUCGUGUCUGAAAUCAGAUCCCAGUCCUUCUUCUUCCAUUCUCCUUUGAGGCAUACCUAGUUCACCGCCCUUUCCCAGGGAUGAACUUCCCUGCAAGUUCUUUCACUAAGUCUAAUUCGAACCUUGGGCAUUUUUCAUGUACCGCUUUCAGGACUGGUCUCUUUCUCUGUCUGCUUGUCUAUUCAUCUUUCGAUCUCACUUUCUCUUCUACUCUGGACGCUGAUCACCUUCAUAGGCAGAUCAGCUGAUGAAUCACGUGACCCGGCAACGAGGAGAUGAUUAGUCGGCACAGUUCAGCGGCUGGGUUUAAUGCCAUCUUCUCUUAGUAAAAAAAAUCCCGGUCUUUAGCGUUACGUUUCUGAAAUCCUUGGCGUUAGUUACCGAUGCCGCCGAGUGGCGACGUCAAUCAACUUGUCGUUGACCUGUGUAUUAAUAUAUAUAAAUAUAUUCUGAUAAAUCCAGAUUUUAAUAAUCUGGAGGUAUUGUCUAAUGUAUAAGCUAUUUUGUAAGAAGUCUAUCACUAAAUGAACUUAUUUAGAUGAUGAUGAUGUUGAUGAGAUGUAACUACAAAGGUUCAUUUCUUCUUGUUUUGGAGGGAGAUAUUGUUUUGUAAAUCAUUUGGCUCAAAAUACCUUUAUAAUCUAGUCGCUAUGUAUAUGAUAACUGGGAGGGCUUGGAGUACCCAAUUCACUCCUCCUCCUCCUGCUCCUGCUCCUCCUCCUCCUCUUUUUAUCUCCUAUUUAAAAGUGACAUCUAAAUGGAGUAUUCCUAUAGUAGCUAUCUCUUAAUUGGAAUAGGAGUUCUCUAUCCAUUCGGGUAUGCGAUUUGUUGAAAUGGCCCACAUAGAAAAUCACAGUAUGUUUUUUGUCGACGUCAAAAUCACUUCUUUAACGGAGUAAAGUAAUUCAUUGGCUGUCUCUCAGUGAUGUCAUUGUUGGCAGGAGUUUUCUGAUGACGUCAUUAGUAGGAGACAUGUGACUGGCCGCCUACAUGAGACGUCACUCGUGUUACAGCUAUUAGAUAACGAAAUUUGAUGAAAGGACCAAAUUCUGGUGUUUUGUUUGGUUUUGUGUUUGAUGUUGCAGCUAUUCUAAUAUUAUAAGAACAUUUGUCAAUUUGUUAUUUGUUGUGCAGGUUUUAUAAUAAAUGCUACAAGUGG